Messenger RNA from Alternaria arborescens, 921 nucleotides. RefSeq lists its product as hypothetical. The coding region runs from base 1 to 921 and encodes 306 amino acids. NCBI's taxonomy places the organism in Eukaryota, Fungi, Ascomycota, Dothideomycetes, Pleosporales, Pleosporaceae. The transcript has a single exon. The record is from RefSeq and is a predicted model, not a curated record. Gene Ontology annotation, molecular function: triacylglycerol lipase activity. Gene Ontology annotation, biological process: lipid catabolic process.
AUGCUCCUCAUUCUUGGAGCUUUGAACGAGGGAUGGAUCGUGAGCAGUCCGAACUGGGAAGGUCCUAACUCGACUUUCAUUGAAGGUUUUCAGGCUGGCCAAUCUACUCUCGAUUCUGUCCGUGCAGUGCUUUCGUCAGGCAAGAUCACAGGUGUAAAGAGUGAUGCCAAGGCCCAGAUGUGGGGCUACAGCGGUGGUGGGCUAGCCUCAGAAUGGGCUAUGGAACUGCUGUCGUCUUACGCUCCUGAACUUAAAUUCGUCGGAGCUGCGAUCGGAGGAGUGACCCCAAGCGUGCAGAACGUGUACGGGACUAUCAACCAUGGCCCUUUCGCCGGAAUCGCCGCUGCCGCCCUCCUAGGCAUGGCCAAUGCAUUCAAGGAUUUUCAGACGGCGUUAACGAACCAGUUGAUUCCGGCAAAGACAGCGGAGUUUUACCAAGCGGGACAGAAUUGCUUCUACAGUGAUGUAGUGCUUUUCGCCGGACAGAACAUCUCUUCAUACUUCUACAAUGGUGACAAUAUCGUCCUCGAGCCAACUCUUGCCAAAUACUUUCGCUCGAACGCACAAAUGGGUCGUCACGGCGUUCCAUCGAUGCCGCUAUUCGUCUACAAGGCGGUGGCCGAUGAUAUCUCUCCUAUCGCCGAUACAGAUGCGUUGGUGGACCAUUUCUGCGGCGACGGUGUCUCAAUCACCUACGUUAGGGAUGUGGCGAGUGAGCAUUCCACGCAAGCCGCCACUAGCUUUCCAGAUGUUAUCAACUUCCUUGGCGCGAGGUUUGCUGGAACUCCUAUUGCUGGUUGCUCGAUUCGAAACGAGUUUCUAGAUGCAUUGGACGCAGGCGGGCCUUCGUAUUUUGGCAGCAUUAUCGUCACCGAACUUUUGAAUCUACUAGGUAAACCAGUUGGUCCAGGUAAUGUUUAG